Molecule: messenger RNA, 373 nt
Organism: Hymenoscyphus albidus
Lineage: Eukaryota; Fungi; Ascomycota; Leotiomycetes; Helotiales; Helotiaceae
Source: the annotation of a GenBank genome assembly
AUGCACAUCACGUUCUCCACUACCAACCAGCAGAAAACCCCCGCACAACACAAGAUCAAGCACAUCAAGCUUCCACAACAUCCCCAACCACCAACGGUUCUUCGCCUACAGAAUGCCAAACGCUGUACAACACAACACGACCCACAGCUGAAAAGAACCUCCGAACUCGGCCUGCGCGGCACUUUACAGUACGAGACGGUACGGUACAACAAUCCCCUUUCAGACACGUUCGUACGAGGAGACUGGAGCGGUUAUGCAUAUUCCCUACCUUUCCCCCACGCAGAUCCAAUACCACACCUUUAACCUCACGGGGGAAGGAGAAAGAAAAGAUGUCUCGGUGGGAAAGGAGAAACCUGUCACCUCGGUGAUUUGA